Molecule: messenger RNA, 1590 nt
Organism: Durusdinium trenchii
Lineage: Eukaryota; Dinophyceae; Suessiales; Symbiodiniaceae
Source: the annotation of a GenBank genome assembly
AUGGAGCAGCCGACCACGCAAAUCCCCAAGCGUUGCAAAGCAUCCGGCGCGCUGCCAUUCUUUGGUGUGGUGGAAAAGCUCCCAGUCGAUUUGCUGAUCGGCUGGCGAGUGUCUUUGCCUUUGAACGUCUUGUGGUCCAAAACCGCAAUCUGCGAUAGUCUUUUUUCCCCCGAUGCUGCGAUCUUGCAAAUCAAGGUACACUACAACGAUGUCUAUUCCGCGGUCACACGUGCAGAAGAUGUGGAAUCUCUACCUGAGGGAACCCAUGUGGUUGUAGCUGCAGCUCGAGAAUCCACAGAUGCAGGACACCAGGCAAUGCUUUGGUAUUUGGAACCGGGAAAAGCGUUCGGUUUCGCAGACCAGAGCGAGCAGCGCACCGAACGCCGUCGGGGCGCCGACACGGCAGAGGGACAUUUGCGUCUCAGUUGGCAUUUGGAUGGCCAUGGAGGAUAUCGAGCUGGAUGCACAGAGUGCCUCAAUCACGACAGCUGCUGGCGGAAGCUCAUCUUUAGGAAAGACAUCAGUCGGUCAGCCACUUGGUUGAUGCAAGCAGAGCCUUGCAUGGGUCCUGCUCGCGAUAGAGAUAUGUUUGGCAGCUAUGCGACCUUGAUGUGUGACGACGGCUUCAGACAGGUGCACCGUUGCCUUCUCCGAUGCCGAUGUCCUGCUGCUUACAGGAAGGAGACGACUCAAAUCUACCUGCCAGGUGUCUCAGCAACAGCUUUGAGGGACUUGAUCGCUUAUCUCUACGGAGCCUUGUUGCCCUGGGAGCACGAGCAAGACUCGGACUCAAAGGCAGUGCAUGGGCGCGUGAUGGCCCUUGCAGAUGCUGCAAACUUCUUGGAGCUCGAGCCUUUGGCACGAAUCUGCAAAGCCUGGUGCAGCGAGGGUGAAGCAUCUGGUCACGGACGUUGGUCAGCUUUGCUGCCUGGAAUGGUGCUUGGCCAUGGGACCCCCGGCGCUGUACUGGAGGACGAUUUGGCCAUGCUAUUGAAGGAACUGGAUGACGACGACUCCGAUGAAGACCAAGUCACUGUAAUUCUCGGACGGCCCAUGGAUGACAGCCAAGCCGCAUCAGCACGUGCUCAUGCCUUGCUGCUCUGCACCCGCAGCGGAUUUUUUGCAAGGGCGUUGAGUGCGGGUUUUAUAGAGCAAGAAAGGCGAGUUGUGCACUUGGGUAUUGUGGAGGAGCUGGGGCUGUGGAGGCCCGGCGAGGAUCCGAGCUACGUAUUGGGUGCUUUCCAUGCACUGGUCCGGUACUUCUACACCGGGCGUCAUGAGGUGGAGGCGCGCUUUGCUCUAGAUCUAUUGGCCCUCCUGGAAGGUGAUUUCCUCCAAUUGGAGAGCACAACGGAAGCGCUGUCAGCGACUUGUGAGGCUGCUGCGCUUGCAGCGCCGCUGGAGGAAAUCGGGGUUGUUGCCGCAAGAGCUCACCACUUGGGCUUUCUGGAUCUGGCAGAGGACAGUCUUCGGCGCAUGGCCGGCAUGCUUGACACGGCCAAGGCUGCACGAGAGGCCUGUGCUUCCAUGCCGCAAGAACUGCUGGUUGAGCUGCUCGCGCUUCUGGUGGAACAAACUCCGAGCCGGUAA